AUGGCGUUCGGUCUACGAAACUCUGGGGCCACCUACCAACGAAUGGUAAACAAGUUGUUCAAGGGGUUGCUCGGGUCGACCAUGGAGGCAUACGUUGACGAUAUGCUCGUCAAGAGCCGAUCGAAGGAGAGCCACCCAGCCGACCUGACUCAGGCAUUCAAAGUGAUGGAGACUUUCAACUUACGCCUGAACCCAAGUAAGUGUGCUUUCGCCGUCCAGACAGGAAAAUUUUUGGGGUUCAUGAUGACAGGGCGAGGUAUCGAGCCAAACCCCGAGAAGAAAUCCAAUGGAUUCGAAUGGACACCAGCAUGUCAGUCGGCCUUUGAAGACCUGAAGGCCUACUUGAGCUCCUCACCAGUCCUUUCCAAGCCAGAGGAAGAAGAAACUUUGUUCAUCUACUUGGCGGUGUCCGAUCGGGCGGUCAGCUCGGUGCUCGUUCGAGAGGAAACCAAAGGAGUCCAAAAACCAAUCUAUUACGUCAGCAAAGCCCUCCAGGGAGCGGAAUUGAGAUACACCAAGUUUGAGAAGACCGCAUUUUCACUCUGGGUGACCGCCAGGAAACUUGCAGCCUACUUCCAAGCUCACCCGGUGGUAGUUUUGACUGACCAGCAGCUCGGAACGAUUCUCAGGAACCCAACAUCGUCGGGGCGAUUGAUCAAGUGGGCUAUGAUGCUUACCCAGUUUGCGAUUGAGUACAAGCCGCGCCCUGCAAUCAAAGCACAAGCAUUGGCCGAUUUCAUCGUAGAGUGCACUGCGCGAGACCCGGAGCCAGACCGACCGACUGCUCUGGAGGAACCAUGGUGGGAAACCUCUACUGAUGGGUCGUCCAGCAAGAAAGGAUGCGGAGGAGGAAUAGUACUCACUUCCCCAGAAGGUUUCAAAGUCUACCAUGCUUUGAUUUUCAAAUUUCGACCCACCAACAACGAAGCCGAAUAUGAAGCACUCAUAGACGGACUACGGUUGGCCAGACAGAUGAAGGCCGACCGACUGAGGAUACGAUCAGAUUCUCGAUUGAUAAUCGGUCAGCUUUCCAACACGAUCGAAGCAAAGGAGGAUCAGAUGAUACAGUACAAGGACAUUGCGCUGGAAUUGUUACAACAGUUUGACGGGUAUGAGUUGAUCCAAGUGCCCAGAACAGAGAAUACGGACGCCGACAUGCUGUCCAAAUUGACCCAGGAAGCCCCAGAGUACGUGUCCAAAAUCGCACGGAUUGAAGAAAUCGGUUCGCCAAGCAUUGACAUCAUUGAGGUCCGACCGGUCGAAAUAAGCGAGCCAGAUUGGAUGUACGACCUGAAGAACUACAUAGCCAAUGGCGCUCUACCGGAUGACGCCACCAGGGUAAAGAAGGUCAAAUUGAGAGCACCGCGUUUCCAGUUGGUCAACGGGAAGCUCUACAAGCAGUCGUACGGCGGACCACUCUUAAGGUGUCUGACCAAUGACGAAGCUAAAAUUGUGAUUGAAGAAGUUCAUGAUGGAAUUUUUUCCGCCCACCAGGGACCAAGGACGUUGGCACAAAAAAUCAUCUUGCUAGGGUACUAUUGGCCUUCAAUCAACUUGGAUUGCGAGCAGUACGUUUGUCGAUGCGUUACUUGUCAAGAUUUCCACAAGUUGCCUGGCCGACCGGCCACUUAUUACCAACCGAUCAGCGAGGUAAUACCCUUUGCGAGAUGGGGAGUGGACCUGAUCGGAGCGUUCCCAAUGACGGCCGGCCGGAAGAAAUAUGUGAUCGUAGCCAUCAACUACUUCACCAAGUGGGUGGAGGCGGAAGCACUUGCAACCAUCACCUCACAGCAAUGCCAAAGGUUUCUCUGGGAAAAGGUGAUCACUCGGUUUGGAGUUCCAGACUACUUGAUCACUGACAAUGGGACGCAAUUUGAUAGCCAGCCAUUCAAAAACUUUAUGGCUCGGCUGGGCAUCAGACACACUCGAGCAGCUGUAGCAUACCCGCAAGCCAACGGACAGGUGGAAAACACCAAUCGGACGAUCCUUGAUGGACUAAAGAAGAAGUUGCAAAGCGCGGGUCGAGGCUGGGUGGAGGAACUCCCGUAUGUUCUCUGGACCUAUAGAACCACUCCUUGA
Molecule: messenger RNA, 2079 nt
Organism: Ipomoea nil (Japanese morning glory)
Lineage: Eukaryota; Viridiplantae; Streptophyta; Magnoliopsida; Solanales; Convolvulaceae
Exons: 2
Coding region: 1-2079 (692 amino acids)
Biological process (GO): DNA integration
Molecular function (GO): RNA-DNA hybrid ribonuclease activity; nucleic acid binding
Source: RefSeq, a predicted model, not a curated record